CAGGGCCCUCUGGCUUUUGGGGAGUUCCACGCCGACAGAGAUGAAGACAAGUCAAGGAUGCAGCUCACGGCAAAAGUGGCAGCCAUGGCUGGUCAUGCUGAACUGUGAAGCAGCCAAAUGGAAAGCACCUGGGACUACUUGGUUCAACUGCCUGUUCCACAAUCCAGCACUCGCAGGCUCUUAAACCCAAAGCACGCGGCUUCUCGCAGGUGCCAGCCCCACCCCACGAGGGAUCUCCUCCUUCGCUCCUCCCACCUGACCCUUCGCCCCGCCCAUUGGGCGCGUCGUCGUUACGGCAGCGCGCCGUCGCCGAAGGCCGGCAGCAAAUGAGCGCAGGCGGCGGCGGCCCUCCGUCGUACCCUCGCAGGCGCAUGCGCGCUCGUGCCGGGCGCUCCUGAAGACCUGGCGGAGCCCGGCGCGGAUGGAGGCCUGAGGGCGGCGGGGGCGGAGCGCACCGCGAGCUGGGGGCAUGUCCGCGGCGGGCGCCGUCUAGAGGAGGGCCGAGCAGCCGCCACCACGCUCUCAGUCGCGGCGAGACGCAAGCGAGCCAGGCCUAGGGCCGCGGCGGCGAUGCAGCGACGGCGGCGCCCUCCGCCGCCAGCUUCUCAGCUGCCCGAGGGCUGCGGGGGAGGCGGCGGCGGCCGCGGCGGGAGCGAGGAGGUGGAAGUGCAGUUCUCCGCCGGGCGUUUGGCCUCGGCCGCGGCGGUUUCGGCGGCGGCGACGGCCGCGCGCAGCACGGAGGAGGAGGAGGAGCGGCUCGAGCGCGAGCACUUCUGGAAGAUCAUUAAUGCCUUCCGCUACUACGGCACCAGUAUGCAUGAGCGAGUGAACCGAACAGAAAGACAAUUUCGAUCACUUCCAGAUAAUCAACAGAAACUACUUCCUCAGUUUCUUCUUCACUUGGACAAGAUUCGGAAAUGCAUUGAUCAUAAUCAAGAAAUACUACUGACCAUUGUGAAUGAUUGCAUACAUAUGUUUGAAAAUAAAGAAUAUGGAGAAGAUGGGAAUGGAAAGAUUAUGCCAGCAUCAACAUUUGACAUGGAUAAGUUAAAAUCUACACUGAAACAGUUUGUGAGAGACUGGAGUGAGACUGGGAAAGCAGAGAGGGAAGCCUGCUACCAACCAAUCAUUAAAGAAAUUUUAAAAAAUUUUCCGAAAGAAAGAUGGGAUCCUUCUAAAGUAAAUAUUCUGGUACCUGGUGCUGGACUAGGAAGACUGGCCUGGGAAAUAGCUAUGCUAGGUUAUGCUUGUCAAGGAAAUGAAUGGAGUUUUUUUAUGCUCUUUUCUUCCAACUUUGUACUCAACAGAUGUUCUGAAAUUAAUAAAUAUAAGCUUUAUCCCUGGAUCCAUCAGUUUAGCAAUAACCGGAGGUCAGCUGAUCAGAUUCGACCUAUCUUUUUCCCUGAUGUUGAUCCCCACAGUCUUCCUCCUGGUUCUAAUUUUUCUAUGACAGCAGGAGAUUUUCAGGAGAUCUACUCAGAAUGCAAUACCUGGGACUGUAUUGCUACCUGUUUCUUCAUAGACACAGCUCACAAUGUCAUUGAUUAUAUUGACACAAUAUGGAAAAUACUCAAGCCAGGUGGAAUUUGGAUAAAUCUAGGUCCUCUGCUGUACCACUUUGAAAAUUUGGCAAAUGAACUUUCCAUAGAAUUGAGCUAUGAAGAUAUAAAAAAUGUCGUUCUGCAGUAUGGAUUCCAGGUGGAGGUGGAAAAAGAAUCUGUCUUGUCAACAUAUACUGUGAAUGAUCUCUCCAUGAUGAAAUACUACUAUGAAUGUGUCUUGUUUGUGGUCCGUAAACCACAGUAACGUUCUCAAGUGGUAUCAGCAGAAAAAAGUUUGAUAAGAGCAAAGGCUGAAAUAAACAACUCAAAAUCAACUAUCCCAAUGACAGGACACAACCUCAAAUCAGUGGUGCCUUCUUAUUCCUAACAAAAUUUAGAAAUAGCGUCUAUUUUCUUAAUACGUCUAUUGCUUUUUCAGAAAUAUACUAUGCCAUGCAUAUUUGUACUACAGAAGUAAAAAUGGAGGAAAUGUCUUCAAGUAUACUUUUUCCUUGAAGCCCAGAAUUGUCUUUCAGUAGAAAAAACUUUAUCUCCAGUGGUCUUCAUGAAGCUGUCUGUUGCCAGUCUGCCAUACUAAUGACUACUAGUGUUGAAGUCCCCCAAAUCUCUGUUUUGUGUGCAUUGCACAGGUUAUUUUUAAAAGAGUCUGAGGAUCCUCUGUCACAUUCAGCAUCUGGAAUUGGGACUUUUGUUUGUGUUGGACCUAAGCAAUCCAUACAUAGAAUGUGUGUCUGUCCUCUUAUCAUUCAAAUUAUUUUUUUUCUAGCUCAGCUGAACUUAGAGAAGCAUCAACCAUUCAUUUUUAUGAAAUGCUGAAUUUAAUAAGAUCACAGGCCAGUAUAAUGCAUUCAGGCAUUCAAGUAACUGAGAAAUUUGUCUUUUGGGCACACUAAACUGAACACUAUUUGAAAGCAUACUCAUCAUGAAUCACUCUGAAAUGUACGAGAUCUCAACACCCUUAAGUGAGGCACAAAAGCCUUUAUUCAAGGUACUGCUCGGAAAAUGGGGAAAUGAGAAUAAAAUCUACCAUUUGAAAUGUAUGAUUUUAAACUAGAAGUGAAUACAGUCUGUCAGUGAAUGUUUACAAUAAUGUCUUUUCUUUAAAUUACCUGGAUCACAAAAGCAAGCACUUUUUUUUUUUUUUUCUUUCAGUUAAACGGUCAUGAUGGUAUCACCGUGGGGAAAUUCUGAAUGUGAAAUUCAGGGAUAAAUUACUGCCCAUGGUAGUAAUUUAAUAUUGUGUCUUCAAUAUUGUAAGAAGCAGCCGUUCAUGUGAUUUCAGAUUAACACCAAUUUUGUUCCCUGAUAGCUGGAGUUAAAACAGUAUCUGCUGCUUUAAAUUUCUACCUCUAGCAGAUCUUUCCUAUUGGAGGGUGUUUUCCUUUGUGUUUUUUGUAUGUUUAUUUUGUUUCCAGUAGCUUGGAAAGCAGAGAUGACUAAUUUCAUGUUUUAACCUUUCUUGGGAAAAGGAAGUACUCUUGUUGGAUAUUUUCACAGGUGAUUAUGAUGGCAUUAAAUGACCUCUGUGGCAAUUUGAAUUAGAUAGACUUAAUUUCAAUAACGUGCUGUAGGAUUAAUGUCAUGUUCUAAUAGGAAAACUUACUUGUGAAUCUUUAGGCCGUUUUUGUUAGUUAGGUUGGGGGAGUCUGCGCAGUUUGGCAUCUUACUAGUAGGAGCUUUUCCGUGGACAGUAAGGAGCUCUUGUGGCCUUUGGUCCUGUUAUGCAGUAAAGGGCCCUGUGAAGGUUAUUUGACUUGCUAAAUUGUGGAAGCCUGUAGCCUCUUGAGUUAAAAAAAAACAAAAACAACCCAAAAACGAUUUCUCUUUUUUGUCUCCCCCCCUCCCAUACUUGACAGAUGUUCAGUUAUUAGAAUUCUCAUUAACUACCACAUGAAUGAAUUUUAAAUUAAUUGGUAGGGGGAAAAUAUCCAAAUUUGGUUUUGUUUAAGAAAAAAAAGCUUAAAAGGAUCCUAAGUAUUUAAAAAAUCCAUUGAAAGGAAAGGAAUGCAUGCUAUUUUUGAGUACUGUAGAAAGGCCUUUUAUUCACUGACUGGUAUUCACUUUUUUACUUGUAUCAGAACAAAUGAUCUUGUUUUUCUCAUAGAGGCAAAAAUAUGUUGACAGCAGGGAGUUGGCUUUAUUACUUAAAAUUUUGGCUAUCAGGUUUUAUUCUUUAAUAAUGUUACUUAUAUUUCUAAAUUAUAGCUUACGUUUUAGUUAAUUCUGCAAUCAGUUAUUUCAUUUGUUUUUAAUUUCUCAUAUCAUGACUACUGUUUUUCAAAUACUCUACACAAAUUUGCAUCACUUUUUUUUCUCCUUGCUUUUGUAGUUAAUGUAUUCUAAACUUGAAAAUUGUGGUAUCAAUCAGUAAUAGAAGUGUCACUGGAGGAUUUAAUUUUGUAUUUCUUAUGUGUAAUCCUAGCUACUAAAGUAUGUAAGCCUUAAAAAUUUUUGUUCUUUUUCCUUAUAUUAGCUCUAUAUACAAAUGUUUUCAUUCAUUUUCAUAAAGCAGGAGGAGAUAGGUCAUUGUGCUUGCUUUCCCCCCCCACCCCCCCACCCCCCCCAUAUUCUGAAGCGGUGCAGGUUAGGGUAUUUUAAUCAAGUGAGCAAGAUGGGAAAUGUAAAAUAUAGAGAAGCUGUAUAAAUCACAGUAUAAAAUUAUGAAGUUUGGGAACUGUAAAAUGUACUGUAUUUAUAUGUAAUUCUCAUUCUAAAAGUUGCCACAAAGGCUGAAUUGGAAGCUUCAUGUCUGCAUGAAAUUUCCUAUAUUUUUAAUGUGUAUGAUGGACUUAAUUUUUCUUGAAUAUUAAAGUCUGCCAAUUGCUACGAAACAG
This is a messenger RNA of Mirounga angustirostris (Northern elephant seal), 4396 nucleotides long. It is a transcript of the gene CARNMT1, whose product is annotated as carnosine N-methyltransferase 1. Bases 571 to 1806 code for a protein of 411 amino acids. Lineage: Eukaryota; Metazoa; Chordata; Mammalia; Carnivora; Phocidae. Gene Ontology annotation, cellular component: nucleus; cytosol. The record is from RefSeq and is a predicted model, not a curated record. Gene Ontology annotation, molecular function: carnosine N-methyltransferase activity. Gene Ontology annotation, biological process: carnosine metabolic process. The transcript has 9 exons.